AGAAUAGCUUCCUCAUAACUAUUAGUUUAUUAUUCUGUUUUUCGAGUAUAAAUGCUGUGACUAAGUUAGUGAAAAAAUAGUGGCAGGAAACAAGUGCUAAACAUAGUUGACUGCCAAGAUUAGGAUUGUGAACAAUUGAAGACCCCUCCAUCACGAUGUUUAUAUUUGCGAUGCUUUGUCCUAUGUUAAUGGCAACCGGAAGCCAAGGUCUGUCUCCCGAUCUCCAACGGUUCCAGGAAUUCGUCACAACUAAGGUUCGCGGUCUAGGAGAGGAGGUGAAUCGCACCCUCGAGGAAAUCGUCAAAGAUGUUGACCUUCAUCGUACCGCAUUGGUGAAGAACACCGUGAUCGUUGGGCAAGAGCACCUGGGGAAAGUAAAAAAAUUCAAGAACGAUUACCUGGAAAGGGCUGGUGCUGUGCAAUCAAAGGCCCCCGUAAAAUCAGGAGGACAAGCCCCAACACCUAGACCAGGUGAUUUAUGUGUAGAAUCACUAGGUCCUGUAAUCCAUCGAAUCAAUGAUGCCGAACGUGCCCUAGCACAUUGUGUUAUGAAGUAUAUUAAAAGUGCAGAUAAAAUAAUUGACGACACCAAUCAUGCUGAACGAGAAUUCGCGCAUAAAUUCGCCAGCAUCACCCAGAGGAUCAACCCCUGUGUAACUCUUCAUCAAGGAACACCAGAUUCUGAGCGGAACAUCCGGAGUUGUCUAGAGCAAAUAAUGGAUGAUGGACAGAUUCUCCACAACGAAGUUCUCCCAUCAAUCCACAGAAGUGUCCAAAUGCUGCAAGAUUUCCACAAUCAUCCAGAGACCGAUAUCAGUCAUUGCGCUAGGGGAGUGGGAAUGGAGUACUUUGAUAUCGACAAGCGACAUGAACUCCAAUUUCAGCUUGAGAGGUGCGCCAAAUCCUGAGGUGGAAUCAUGAUUGAUAUAUUUUUUAAAUUCAAUCUAAAAUGCCAUUUUCUAUGUAUCUCCGACAAAAAUAUUCUUUCAAAUGCGAAUUGAAUAAAUUUUCCAUAAUUACCCCAGAAUAAAAUCUGUUUAAACAAAUACAUUUUCAAUUAGAAAAAAAAUUACACAUUCAAAAAUGUUUUAAGUCAAUGCGCAAAAUUGAAUAGCUUAUAUAACACGAUUAAAAAUUAUUGAUAGU
Molecule: messenger RNA, 1146 nt
Organism: Fopius arisanus
Lineage: Eukaryota; Metazoa; Arthropoda; Insecta; Hymenoptera; Braconidae
Exons: 5
Coding region: 156-908 (250 amino acids)
Source: RefSeq, a predicted model, not a curated record